CGGCGAUGGCGGCUCGCAGUUCGAUUCCGGAUUUGCUGUGAACUGCAAGCAGUUUUCAUGGUUGUUGAGGUUGUAGGGACGGAUUCCGAUUCGACAAUUUGGACCCUAGCCUGAACCACAUUGGUCAAUUUAGCAGAGCGGGUUAACUUGUAGCUCCUUCGACCUCCUGUUCCUGUGUGGGUCCUUGUGUGGUCGCCGACAUGCUGAAGACCCGCCAGUGUCUACUUGGCAUCCGCACUUUCCUAGGUGUAACGUCCAGAAUGUGGGGAUUCAUCUUGUACAUUCUCAGGAAGCACCUACGCACGGUAAUCCAGUACCAGACGGUGCGGUAUGACACUUUACCACUGUCCCCCAUCUCCAGAAAUAGACUUAAUGCAGUGAAGAGGAAGAUUCUGGUGCUGGAUCUAGAUGAGACGCUGAUCCACUCUCACCACGACGGAGUCCUCAGACCCACAGUGAGACCCGGCACACCACCAGACUUCAUCCUCAAGGUAGUCAUUGACAAGCACCCUGUCAGAUUCUUUGUACAUAAAAGGCCGCACGUUGACUUCUUUUUAGAAGUGGUCAGCCAGUGGUAUGAGCUGGUAGUAUUCACGGCCAGUAUGGAGAUCUAUGGCUCGGCAGUGGCAGACAAGCUGGACAACAACAGGAACAUCCUGAAUCGCAGAUACUACAGACAGCAUUGCACGUUGGAUCUAGGUAGUUAUAUUAAAGACCUGUCUGUCGUACACAAAGACCUGUCUAGUAUCGUCAUCCUGGACAACUCGCCUGGAGCUUACCGGAGUCAUCCAGACAAUGCAAUACCUAUCAAGUCUUGGUUCAGCGACCCUAGUGACACAGCACUCCUUAACCUGCUGCCUAUGCUAGAUGCACUUAGGUUCACCGCUGACAUCCGAUCCGUCCUCAGUCGAAACCUCCACCAGCACCGGCUCUGGUGAUUGGCUGAUUCUGCGGGGAGGGUCUCGCUGAUUGGCUCUUUUUUUAUACCACUUCCCCCUACCUGCUCCCAUCGCUCCUCCGUUACCACGCAGUGGACCUUUCACCCCUCAGAAAAGGACAGAGGAGAGAAGGGUCAAAGCAGAACAUCCAACAAGGAAUGAACGGAGCAAGAUCUGGAGAGCCAGCAAAUGACUGGGGGGGAAGCCAACUUUUUUCUUUUUCUUCUAUGAUUUUUGAAAAAACUAAAUGGAGUCUCUCUGCCUUAGUUCCUAAUACUGACUGUGUAAGUACGCAUGGGGCUGAGUUUUUUUGUACACGAGUUGGGAGAAUGCUCACGUUUGUUCGUCAUGCUAAACUUUUGACGUUACAAAAAGAAUAGGGACAGCAAGGCAAUGAACUAGACAAGUUUCCAUCUUUUUUUUCUUACAUGUCAUUAGUCUGGACUGCACCUCUAACGACGCCUGUUAUUUUACUCUCUCUUUCUCAACUUGGUACUGGACUUUACUUCUGUUAAGAUGGCCAAGAGGAACCGGACGACAGAAUUAGAUGGAGGAUAAUAGUUUUGAUUGGGGGAAUAUAGGCCCUGUCAAUCAACCAGAGUAAUUCAUGUGUCGGGGGUACCAAUGAUUGAGUUAUGUCAAGUAAUUUUACGCAAUGAAGAUUUGCUACACAACACAGACCUCUCUGGAUGAAGUAUAAAGCAAUCUAUUUUAUUUUUUUAAUCAAAUGACUGUUGGUUAGACAUGAUCAUUUAUCUCAAACGUGUUCCUUCAAAACCCCUUGUAGGAUGUAAGGAUGGACUGAAGAAAUUAUGAAAGAAAAUAAUGGUUAAAAAAAAUAUUUCAAUUUCUCAUCUUUCAGUUACCAUGAUGUAUAGUAUGACAGACAUCUCCAUUAUUGAAAAUCUUAUGCCUGAUACAUAAUUUCAAUUUGAGAUUUGCACUUAAUUUCUGGAUUUUUACUUUGUUGUUUUGUAUUUGAAGCAGAAUGAGCAGCCCUUUUGAUUGUUUCCUGUUCCCCUGACCGUAUUGGUUCCAUUGUCAAUGCCAUUUGAACAAUUUCAGUCUUGUCAAGACUGCUUCUUUUUGGCUCAGUCCCCAGGUCUGUGUUACUAAUAAAACACUUGUCAGUAUUGA
Molecule: messenger RNA, 2075 nt
Organism: Salvelinus namaycush (lake trout)
Lineage: Eukaryota; Metazoa; Chordata; Actinopteri; Salmoniformes; Salmonidae
Product: CTD nuclear envelope phosphatase 1A-like
Exons: 9
Coding region: 201-938 (245 amino acids)
Molecular function (GO): protein serine/threonine phosphatase activity
Source: RefSeq, a predicted model, not a curated record